AUGGCACCGCCCAUCGCGAUCCUCGGCGCCGGUCCCAGUGGCUUGACGCUCGCCCGCAUGCUAGAGCUCGCCAACAUCGACUAUGUCAUCUUCGAGCGAGACGUAUCGGGCUCUGAGACAUCUUCACGCGCCGGGACCCUCGACAUCCACGCCGACUCUGGUCAGAUGGCUCUGCGAGAAGCCGGCUUAUUGGACCAAUUCAAGAAACUCGCCCGUGCCGACGCACAUACGGUCCUGGCCGACGGGCGGGGCAAAGUAUACGUCAGGACGGGCGAGAGCGACGACAUCAAUGAGAACAGACCGGAGAUCGACCGUAAGGACUUGCGAGCCUUGCUCCUCAACUCGGUCCCAGCGAGGAAGGUCCGUUGGGGCAUGAAGGUUCAACAGGUGCAGCGAAACGCCGACGGGUCGAUGUCUGUGUGUUUCACGGACGGCAGUGUCGAGUCAGGAUUCCGACUCGUCGUAGGCGCGGAUGGAGCAUGGUCCAAAGCCAGAAAUCUUGUCACGACCGCCAAACCACAGUAUUCUGGGUUGCACUAUUUGACCACCACCAUCAGUCCGGGGAAUCCGUUUUACUCAUCUGCCGCUGCGCUAGCCGGACAGGGCAACUAUAUAGCCUUUGGUCAGGGGAAGCAGAUCGUUGCUCUCAUGCUGGGCGACGGCUCCUACUACGUCGGCGUCGGACUGCAUCUUCCCGAGCACUGGAGCUCAGAGAACGCUGUUGCUCUUGAGAGCCCGUCGGCGCUGUGUCGAUUACUCCAGAAUGACUACUUGGCGGACUGGCCUGCCCUGCACACGGACCUGAUCAGACACAGCGAUGGGAAGUUCUAUGCCUGGCCGCUGUACGCCAUGCCGAUCGAUUCGCUGCCAUGGAAGACGGUGGCUGGCAUUACUCUGGUAGGGGACGCCGCGCAUCUCAGCACACCUUUCGUUGGCGAAGGCGUCAACUGCGCCAUGACGGACAGUCUCCAGCUAGCCCAGCAAAUUAUCAAGUAUGGAUUGAAUGACCUCGAUCGCGCCGUGGUAGAGUACGAGAAGUUGAUGGUCCCUCGGGCCAUUGAUCUCAUCGCCAGAAGCACCAAGAGCGGCGAGCUGUUUUUUGCCCCGGACGCCCCUCGAGGCUGGCUCAAGUCUUAUGCUGGUGUUGACAUUGAUCAACAGUGUUCUGCGGGUGGGGAAGAGGUGUAA
Messenger RNA from Fonsecaea multimorphosa CBS 102226, 1188 nucleotides. RefSeq lists its product as uncharacterized. The record is from RefSeq and is a predicted model, not a curated record. The transcript is spliced from 3 exons. Bases 1 to 1188 code for a protein of 395 amino acids. NCBI's taxonomy places the organism in Eukaryota, Fungi, Ascomycota, Eurotiomycetes, Chaetothyriales, Herpotrichiellaceae. Gene Ontology annotation, molecular function: FAD binding.